Molecule: messenger RNA, 1861 nt
Organism: Poeciliopsis prolifica (blackstripe livebearer)
Lineage: Eukaryota; Metazoa; Chordata; Actinopteri; Cyprinodontiformes; Poeciliidae
Product: zinc finger protein 629-like
Exons: 2
Coding region: 91-927 (278 amino acids)
Biological process (GO): regulation of immune system process; negative regulation of transcription by RNA polymerase II; regulation of cytokine production
Source: RefSeq, a predicted model, not a curated record
UGGAACACAAGUCACCGGAUCUCCACAGUUUUUCAUCCGGUAUUCGAUCAUAUUUCUUCUGGUUAAGAAUCCUCUGAAGUUAUCGCGGAAAUGUCGAAAAUCGAGAUGUUGCGGCUUGUGAUCAACCAGCGGCUUACCGUGGCUGCAGAGGAAAUUUUCGAGGUGUUUGGGAGAGCCAUAGUGGAAUAUGAGAAGGAGAUCACCCGCUCCAAGCUGGAGAUUGUCCGCCAGCGCCGCCUGCUGGAGCUCUCCAGGAAGCCGCGGAUCUCCCUGCAGGCCGACAGCUCAGCCGUCUCUGAGCAGCAGGACUGGAGCUCCGGCGUAGAGCUCAACGAAGAGGAACCGCCGAGUCGCAUCAAAGAGGAGGAACCAGAGGAGGAUGUGUGGUCAGAUCCACCGGGUGAGAGCAAUACGAGUUUUCUGUUGUUCCAGAAAAACUCAGCACGAACGCAACAGGACAACGAUUCCACCGGGUCUCUGGGCUUAAAGUUCUGCCAGGACCUGCACGACCCAGACAUUGAUCCGCAGCCUGGAACCUCAGUCCAACAGACCGGCUCUGAGCUCAACGAUGAUCAACCUGUAGCUUUAGGAAACAGCCAGCAUCACUGUGUUGACAUGACUCUCCCUAAAGUAGUGGACUCCUACAUGUGCACCAUCUGUGGCCAAGCGUUUUACCAGCGCUCUCAGUGGGCCAAACACACGAGGAGUCACCGAAAAAUUGACGGCAAAGUCGACAAAUCGUUCACGUGCAAUAUUUGCGGGAAGAGACUAACGCGGUCAGAUGGCUACCAGAAACACCUGCGGGUCCAUACGGGCGAGAAGCCGUACAGCUGCCACGUGUGCGGCCGCAGCUUCAGCGACAACUCCAACUUCAAGAGGCACAUCCGCAGACACAUGAAGGAGAAGUCCCAGCAGAGCUCAGGCUGAGCGUGGUAGCGGCCACAAAAAUGACUGAAUGGACGUAUAAAAAUAAGAAAGUAUUUGUCUCACUGUCCUUUUUUUCAACCAAGCCUGUUGUUGAACAUUAGAAUGGAUGAUGUACCUGUUAGCUUCCAUUGUUUUUAGUGGUGUGCUGCACAAUGGUGAAGUUUGAAGCAUUGCUGCCUUGCAGGAAGAAUGCUUGAAUCCCAGCCUGGUUUGCCUUCCACAUGCAAAAGACUGUUCGAUUGACUGGCCUCUACAAAUUGUCCUUUGGUGUGUGUGUGUGUUGGGCUGGUGACAUGUCCAGGGUCUACCCUGCCUAUCGUCCAAUGACGAUUGGAGAUGGGAAGCAGCCUGGCCUCAAUCAUAUUUUGAAAGCUAAUUGUAGUUUUUAUAAACUUCUGACCUGCUGAAAUCCCUCCAACUGCAUUAUGUUUAAUUCAAAAUCUAAUUUAUUUUAAUUUUUAUUUGGGAUUGUUUUUUUUUUUUUUUAUUACAAACAUUUCUGCCUUAAAUCUUUCUUUGGAAAUCUACAAAGAAAUAUCGUCCAGGUUUCUGUUUGUAGGUGUUUGUUUUUGCACCGAGCUGAAAAUGAUCUUCCCUUUCAUCAAACAGACUUUUUGCUUUUCUGUUUUUUUCUUUUGCAAAAACAUGUAAGUGCACUAUUACACCGGAUGGCUCAGUUUUUACAAGAUAAUGACUUACAAUAAGUUGGUGUAAUACUUCAGUUUCUGAAUUAAUCUUUGUGAGGAUAAAGUUUUAUGUGUGAGUUUAUGAGUGGAGCUGCAUGUCAGCAAGAUUAUGCCAAUCACAGUGAGAGUGGAAUAUAGAAACCUUAUGGAUAUGUGAAUCACAGGGAAUUAAAAAUAGGAUAUUUUCAUUUGACUUCUUUAAUUUCAUACACAGAUGAUGGAUUUCAAAAGUGUACAUGUUUAAAUGC